AAUAAAAAACGGUAUUUCACCCCAAUAUGAAAAUUAUCCGGCUAGCGGUUUCAACAAUUAUGGAGAAUUUGAUGCUUCAGCUAGUUUUCCAUUGACCCAAGUCGGUUCUUUUUUGUCCAUUCGAGAAAUAAAAGAAAAAGGAUGGCAAUUUUAUUAUCUACAACUGCAGCAACCAAGUUAAGCUUGAAGUUUCUCGACAACCAUGGCAACCGGCAAGAAAAGUCGCCAACUUUUCACAGUAUUUUCACUGGUUGGAGCAUAGAGAGCAAGACAGAAAACAAGAGAUUUUCAUUUGUUAAUUUUGCUAUUAAGAACAAAACUAGCAUUGAUUUAAAACAGGGAAGUCAUUCUAAAAUAGCACCAAGAAAAGGAGGUAGAGACCUAGUAUUAAGUGAAGGAAGAGAUGAGGAUGAUAAGUAUGGAUCCAUUUGUCCUGGUUGUGGAAUCUUUAUGCAAGAUAAAGAUCCUAGCCUCCCUGGGUAUUAUCAAAAAAGAAAACUUACAAUUGAAAGUGGUGAAGUAGUAGAGAAUGAGGAAAUGGGAUUUGAUGAUGACUUUGAGGGGUUUGAAGGGGAAGAAGAGGGUUUUGAGAGUGGAAUUGAGGGCAAGUUUGAGAAAAGUGAUGGGGAAAGAGAUGAUUUUGAAGAGGGAGAUGAGUUUGAUUGGGACUCCGAUGAAUUUGAAGCAAUGUUCGAAGAAGAUGAUAGUUUGGACUUGGAUGGUUUUACUCCUGCAGGUGUUGGUUAUGGUAACAUUACAGAAGAGAUAAUAGAGAAAGAAAAGAAGAAGAAGGAAGAAAGGAAGGUGUCAAAAGCUGAGAAAAAGAGGAGAGCUAGGGAGGCCAAAAAGGAAAAGGAUGAGGUUACGGUGUGUGCUCGGUGUCAUUCUUUGAGAAAUUAUGGACAGGUCAAGAGCCAAACUGCCGAAAACUUAAUACCUGAUUUUGAUUUUGAUAAACUGAUUUCAACUAGGUUAAUUAAACCAAGUAGUAAUGCCAAUGCUACUGUUGUCAUUAUGGUCGUUGAUUGCGUUGAUUUUGAUGGCUCGUUUCCUAAAUUGGCAGCGAUGUCCUUGUUCAAGGCAUUGGAAGGAACCAAGAAUGACCCAAAAACUAGCAAAAGGUUGCCUAAGCUUGUUCUUGUUGCCACAAAGGUUGAUCUCCUCCCAUCACAAAUUUCACCAGCUAGAUUAGAUAAAUGGGUUAGGCACCGUGCUAGGGCAGCAGGGGCACCCAAGCUAAGUGGGGUAUAUUUGGUUAGUUCCCGUAAGGAUUUGGGUGUAAGAAACUUGUUGUCAUUUGUCAAGGAAUUGGCUGGUCCUCGAGGAAACGUAUGGGUUAUUGGGGCACAGAAUGCAGGCAAAUCCACUCUGAUUAAUGCAUUUGCAAAGAAAGAAGGGGCCAAAAUUUCAAAGCUCACAGAAGCACCGGUUCCUGGAACAACCCUUGGGAUUUUGAGAAUUGGAGGGAUUUUGUCUGCCAAGGCAAAGAUGUAUGACACUCCAGGGCUUUUGCACCCUUAUCUAAUGUCUAUGAGAUUGAACAGGGAAGAGCAAAAAAUGGUUGAAAUACGGAAGGAGCUGCAAGCUCGAACAUAUAGGGCAAAGGUUGGACAGGCUGUGCAUGUUGGUGGCUUGCUGCGACUAGACCUCAAUCAAGCUUCCGUGGAAACAAUUUAUAUCACAGUUUGGGCAUCACCAAGUGUUUCUCUUCACUUGGGGAAGAUGGAAAAUGCUAACGAUUUCUGGAAAAACCAUGCUGGUGUUCGCUUGCAGCCUCCAGUGGGUGAAGACAGAGCUUCUGAGUUAGGAGAAUGGGAAGAGAGGGAAAUCAAAGUGACUGGAACAAGCUGGGAUGUGAAUCACAUUGAUAUUGCAAUAGCUGGCUUAGGCUGGUUUUCUUUGUGUCUCAAAGGUGAAGCAACCCUGACAUUGUGGAUAUAUGAUGGCAUUCAGAUCACUUUGAGAGAACCUUUGGUCCUCGACCGAGCAUCAUUCCUUGAGAGACCUGGUUUCUGGCUACCAAAGGCUAUAUCUGACACCAUUGGAAACCAGACUAAAGUUGAAUCACAGAAGAGGAAAAAGCUUGAACAGGAAAGUAUGGAAUCUCUUUCAGAGGUAUCGGCCUGAAGUGAAAAGGAAACUAAGAUCAUAUUUCUUCUGCAGUCGUCUGCCUGAAAGAGAAAGACGAGAAUGACCAUGUUCCAUGUUCCGCAUUGCAUAGUGUUUUGCAUGAAGAAGAUAGAGAACAAUGCAACUAUAUCUUCCCUCUCUGCCGAGCUUUUAAGCUGUAAACAGCAGUUGGCAAAGGGAGCAGGUUUGUUUGUUUAGAUGGCAAAAGAUGAUGGAGUUGUUGAUUGACCAACUCCAAUUUGAGCAAAUCAUGAUGAAGGUGGAUCAUGGAUUUGUGUUUAAAGUGGAGAAAUCUUAGCAGACUGACAAAUUCAGAUAUCCUGCAUUUCGAAUCCACAAUCCAUUAGAAGACGUAUAGCUUUACUAUGCAGUGGUCUUUGUAAACGUUGCAUUUUACACUACCAAUUACAUCCAAUCUACUCAUAAUUUUCUGAGCA
Ricinus communis (castor bean) is the source of this 2567-nucleotide messenger RNA. Its product is annotated as GTP-binding protein BRASSINAZOLE INSENSITIVE PALE GREEN 2, chloroplastic. Gene Ontology annotation, cellular component: chloroplast stroma; mitochondrion. The coding region runs from base 142 to 2127 and encodes 661 amino acids. The transcript is spliced from 4 exons. The record is from RefSeq and is a predicted model, not a curated record. NCBI's taxonomy places the organism in Eukaryota, Viridiplantae, Streptophyta, Magnoliopsida, Malpighiales, Euphorbiaceae. Gene Ontology annotation, molecular function: GTP binding. Gene Ontology annotation, biological process: brassinosteroid mediated signaling pathway; chloroplast rRNA processing.